Molecule: messenger RNA, 906 nt
Organism: Dermacentor andersoni
Lineage: Eukaryota; Metazoa; Arthropoda; Arachnida; Ixodida; Ixodidae
Product: sulfotransferase ssu-1-like
Molecular function (GO): sulfotransferase activity
Source: RefSeq, a predicted model, not a curated record
AUGGGUUGCUUGCCAAUGUCCGGCAACCGACUGGGCUUCUCGCAAGUGACCAAGAAGCCCAAGUUCGUGUACGUGGAGGGCAUCCGGCUGUCGCCAGCACUGACGCAGGACAGCAUCGUCUUCUCGCUCAACUUCGACCCGCUGGCCACGGACAUCGUGAUCGACUCGUAUCCCGGCUGCGGCAGCUCCUGGGUUGUGCAGAUCGUCCACCUGCUGCUCAACAACGGCCACCUCGGAAAGAUCGCCGAGUCGCUCACCAGGGAGGUCUGCUACCUCGAGGCGGAAGGAAACCAGGUCGACUCGUACCGGGCUCCACGGAUCAUCAAGACACACCUACCGUUCAAUGGCAUCGCCUACAACCCUGCAGCCAAGUACAUCUACAUCGCCCGGAACGUCAAGGACUGUUGCGUGUCCAUCUACCACAUCAUGAAGGCGUAUCCAGAGGACUAUCAGUUCCAGAACGGGACAUUCGAGGACGUCUUCGAGUGCUUCAUCCGCGGCGAGAUGGAGUACAACGACUACUUCGAUCACCUGCUGCCCUGGUGGAGCUACAAGAACGAGCCCAACAUACUGUUCCUCGUCUUCGAGACCAUGAAGAAGGAGCCCAAGGAGCACGUGCAGAUAAUCGCCCAGUUCCUGGGCGGCGUCGCCAACGACUUCAUCCAGGAUCAGAACAAGCUGCAGUCCUUGCUGCGCUUGACCAAUAUCCUCUUUAUGAAGCUCAAGGCACGCGAAUACGCCUCCGUCAUGCCCAAGAGGAAGUUCUUCGUCCGGGAGGGCGUGAUAGGUCAGUGGAAGAACUUCUUCACGGGUGAGCAGUCGCGCCGCAUGAACAACAGGUUCUUCCAGAGGACUGUCGACACGCCCAUGAACCUUCUCUGGAAAGGGAUGGGCGUCUUCGACUGA